CAUAACUUGUAGCAUUCGGCUUGGGACGAUCAAAACUCAGAAAAGAUUUAUACUGCAACAUCUUCUCAAGUAUCUUCUUGUCGGGUCUCAUCAGAUCUUAUGUUCUUGUUCCUCUCCCCCCUCCACCUGUUUCUCUCCUAUAAGUAUCAGACUCCGACAUUUGCCCUUUUUUUAUCUCCUUGGUUCCCCAAAAUUUGCCCCCCCCCCAAAAAAAAAAGAGAGCAGUGCUUCAGUUCCGUACCACAGCUUCUGACAUAUUCUCUGUACGAACAUUUCCUCACGUGUCAAUACACCGCCGCCAUAUCAGAAUAUGAGAACAAGACGCGGGAAACGCCCUGAGCUGUUCUGGCCGUCGAUUGUGAUGAAGAAAUGGCUGAACGUUAAGCCAAAAUUUCAUGACUUUAGCGAAGACGAAGUCGAUACGGAGACGGAGAGCGAGGAUGAUGCAUGCUCAGUCAAAGAUGCCUCUAACAGUCGCUGCGCCGUUGACGAUGACGGCCGUGGCGUCAGAGUUCAAGAACUCGAUCGGAAUAGUCAAAUUACAGACGGUGGCUCGAGAGGAUACCAGCCGAGGCACCGGCGAGGCAAGUCGGAGACCUUGCGCGUUCAGUACAUAAACACAAAGGACAUCAGGGUGACGGUGGCGACAUGGAACGUCGCCGGAAAACUGCCCUCCGACGAUCUCGACAUCGAACACUGGCUUUGUGCGGACGAACCUUCUGAUAUUUACAUCAUUGGAUUCCAGGAAGUGGUUCCGUUGAAUGCCGGAAACGUACUGGGAGCAGAGGAUCGAGGUCCGAUCCCGAAAUGGGAAUCAAUCAUUCGUAGAACUCUGAACAAAUCCCACCAAGAGUCCCAACUCCAAUCUCCCUGCAACAAAAACAUUCUCCACAGAUCUCAGAGCGCACCUCUAACUCCUGAUCUGAUACCGACAAAUUCCGUGAUCGCUGAUGCCAUCGUCGAGAAUCUCGUCGCCGAUCGUUCGCUCGACCUCGCCACUGAUGAGUUCAUUGAUACCGCCCCCGCAGUGAUCAGCCUCGAACCUGCAGAAAAUCCGAAUCUGGAUUGGCCGGAACGACCACUGGAUGAGAAUCCUCAGAUCAUUUUGCCGGGGACUAAGCUCCGAAGAGUCUGGAGCAGUAACGCGAGGUUAGGGUUCUCUCUGUCGGAGAAUUUGGCGGCGGGUAGGUUUGCUUCCAACGCAAGGAACAUGAAACAUUCUCGGAGCUUUGAAACCCUCCGAUUGAGCUGGAGGGAUAUGAAAAAAGAGAAUGAUACGGCCGAGAAAGAACAAAGCCAAGAAGCUUUUUCAGAUGAUUCGGAUGGAGAAUCUACCUCGAGACCAGACGACCAGACAGAGGAUACGUACGGAUUGUCCGAAUCUCCGUUCCAUGAGUGUACGGGCAGAACCGCCGCCGAAAAACAUCAAAAGUACGUACGGAUAGUAAGCAAGCAGAUGGUGGGGAUAUACGUAUCGGUAUGGGUCCGACGGAGACUGAGGAGACACAUAAACAAUCUAAGAGUCUCACCUGUCGGAAUCGGUUUAAUGGGUUACAUGGGAAACAAGGGAUCGGUAUCGAUCAGCAUGUCGUUGUACCAGUCGCGGAUGUGCUUCGUCUGUUCGCACCUGACAUCUGGUCAGAAAGAUGGAGCCGAGCAGCGGCGAAACGCAGACGUAUACGAGAUCAUACGCCGAACCCGCUUCGCCUCUGUUCUUGACACCGAUCAACCAAGAACAAUUCCAUGCCACGACCAAAUAUUCUGGUUUGGCGAUUUGAACUAUCGUCUUAACAUGUCGGACUCGGAGGUUAGGAAACUCGCUUCUCAGCAACGAUGGAAUGAACUCAUCAACAGUGAUCAGCUUAUUAGAGAAUUACGCACGGGGCAUGUUUUCGAUGGAUGGAAAGAGGGUCAGAUCAAAUUCCCGCCCACGUAUAAGUACGAAUUCGAGUCCGAUCGUUACGCCGAUAGAGAAGGGGAGAAGAGGAGAGCUCCUGCGUGGUGUGAUAGAGUAUUGUGGUUAGGGAAAAACAUAAAACAGAUAUGUUACAGGAGAUCGGAGAUGAGAUUAUCAGACCAUCGACCGGUAACUUCGGUAUUUGGGGUGGAAGUUGAAGUUUUCGAUCACCGGAAACUUAAAAGGGCUCUCAACUUCAACAACGCUGCCGCCGCCGCCGUACAUCCUGAGCCUCGUUUAGGGUUUAGGGUUUAGUUAUAACGAUUUUUAUUUUUCUAAAAUGAAGAAUCUUUUGUUUUCUUUCGAAACUUUAUAUUUCGAGGUAAAUCUAACAAAACAUUAAACUGUAACAAAAAAGAGAGGGAAAAACACUGUAUCAUUGUUUUUGCUAUAUGGGUUCUCUUAGUUUUUUUUCGUUGGAGGUUUUAUUCUGUU
Messenger RNA from Tarenaya hassleriana, 2392 nucleotides. Its product is annotated as type I inositol polyphosphate 5-phosphatase 2-like. Gene Ontology annotation, biological process: phosphatidylinositol dephosphorylation. The transcript has 10 exons. Lineage: Eukaryota; Viridiplantae; Streptophyta; Magnoliopsida; Brassicales; Cleomaceae. The coding region runs from base 311 to 2212 and encodes 633 amino acids. Gene Ontology annotation, molecular function: phosphatidylinositol-3,4,5-trisphosphate 5-phosphatase activity; inositol-polyphosphate 5-phosphatase activity; phosphatidylinositol-4,5-bisphosphate 5-phosphatase activity. The record is from RefSeq and is a predicted model, not a curated record.